Molecule: messenger RNA, 2405 nt
Organism: Carassius gibelio (silver crucian carp)
Lineage: Eukaryota; Metazoa; Chordata; Actinopteri; Cypriniformes; Cyprinidae
Gene: pdlim3b
Product: PDZ and LIM domain 3b
Exons: 9
Coding region: 221-1231 (336 amino acids)
Biological process (GO): heart development; actin cytoskeleton organization; muscle structure development
Cellular component (GO): adherens junction; filamentous actin; Z disc
Molecular function (GO): actin binding; muscle alpha-actinin binding
Source: RefSeq, a predicted model, not a curated record
CCGCGGUAAGGACAGAAAAGUCUAGAUGGCAGACUGGGUGAUGACACAGCGAAGAGAGUCACUGGUGGAUGAUUUUAGCUAUCAAACCGCUAAGACUUCUUGGAAAAGAAGAUUAAUCGUAAAGGGUGCAAGGUUUGGAUCUGAAAGAGAUCUCUCGCCAAAAAAGAGGAGACUUUACUGAGGAAGCAAGUUCAACUUUGAGGAACAAAACGAGACCGAUAUGCCACAGAACGUGGUGCUGGACGGGCCAGCCCCUUGGGGAUUUCGGCUGUCAGGAGGCAAAGAUUUUAACCAGCCGCUGACCAUAAGUCGGGUGACACCAGGCAGCAAGGCAUCUCGGGUCAACUUGUGUCCAGGAGACAUCAUCCUGGCUAUCCAGGGAGCGUCCACUGAUGGUAUGACUCACGCUGAAGCUCAGAACAAGAUCAAAGACUCCACCAAUCAGCUUUUCCUCAAGAUAGAGAGGCCAGAAACAAAGAUGUGGUCACCUCAGGUUAUAGAAGAGGGGAAAGUGAACCCAUUCAAAAUCAAUUUGGAGGCAGAGAAGCAAGACAUUGAUUACUUCGAACACAAGUUUAAUGUCAGACCAAAGCCCUUCAUAUCGGCAAGCCAAAAGAGUGAUACUACAUCCCAGAUGCUGAAGGGGAAUGUAGCUCAGAUGCCUGGCACCCCGCCGGCUGUGUCCAAGGCAGCUCUUUCUGCACAGUAUAACUCCCCCAUUGCAUUAUACUCAGCAGACAAUGUCUCAAAUACAGUGCAGCAGGCUCAGAUGUCCACUGUAGUCAGGCAGGCAUCACCCAGCCCUAAACCCCUGACGUCCCUUGAAGACUCUCAUGUGUACCGUAUGCUCCAGGACAACCAAGAGCAGCCACAUGAACCACGUCAGUCUGGAUCAUUUAAGGCCCUGCAAGACUAUGUGGAGAGUGAUGGCACAAGGCCCAUGGUGACUAGAAGUGUAAAAGCCCCAGUGACAAAACCCCAAGCCGCCACAUCCUCACUCCAGAAGCUGCCUCUCUGUGAUAAAUGUGGCACUGGCAUUGUUGGACCGGUGGUGAAAGCUCGGGACAAGUACCGCCAUCCAGCCUGUUUUGUGUGCUCAGACUGCGGCUUGAACUUGAAGCAGAAGGGCUACUUUUUUGUGGAGGGACAGAUGUACUGUGAAGCCCAUGCUCGAAUGCGAAUGACCCCACCUGAGGGACAUGAUCUACUUACUGUAUAUCCUACUGCUUAGAGGGAUGGACAGUCGAAAUUAGACGACUGGUAUUGUUUGCAAUUAUUCCUUCUUGAUGUUCUGCUAUUCAUUUCUUAGUCAGAUCAUUAUUUUAGUGAUCAGAUCAUUUCUACAUUACUGUUUACACCUGGUAUUAACAUGGCAUUGCUUCACUGUGUUUCGGGAAGCAUUCAGGAUGGACUGAAUUUAAAAGCAGUUUGUGUUCAAGUUUUUCUGACUACCUUUGCAUUGUUCACUGAUACAAUUCCUAAACAUGUAAGACCCCACAAAGCAUUUUGAGCACUGACAACUUGUGAUCUGAUCACAGUUAAUGCUAGGUGUAAAUGGGAUCUAUACUCUCAAAACUAAAUUUCUUAAGGCCUUAAUCUAGUUCUUUUUGAAAAGCUGUUAAUUAACUCUCCCAUUUCUCACAUAUUAGGCUUCUGUGUAGAGCAAAUACUGAAAUUAAACAAACUAAUGCCUUUACGUUUCAGUUAUUCUCAAAAUAUGAAAGUAGGAUAAAUUAGCUUUUAAUACAGGCUUAAAUAUCUCAUCAUCUAGAUACAAAGUAUUUGGUAAUCUGUUUCCCAGUACAUAUUUUUAUUGUGUGUGUAUAUAUAUAUAUAUAUACACACAAUCCACAGAAAAGUCAUAAUUUGCUCAGCUAUCCCUUUAAGGCCAUGCACCUUUUAUAACAGAAGACGAAAGGUUUAUUAUAUCACUACAUUGUAAAUUAUAACACAUUUGAAAUUAUUUGACUAAACCAUAUUCAUAAAAUGAAUGACAUUAAUGCUGCAAAAACUUGUGAAAUUUAAGAGCUUGCUGAAUUGGCCACUACCUUGCCGGUUAAAUACAUAGUGUUUUUAAUAUUUAAUAACUUGUGAUUUUAGACAAAAGUGCCUCAGUGUACUACUGACAAAAUGCUACACAGUGAUUAAACAUGACUUGUACAAUUAAACAUCUCUAGCUCUUUUAGUUAACUUGAGCAUAACAUGAGGUCUUUUGAGUUUAUCUUUAUCAGUUAAGAGAAUGAUGUAAAUACAAUUCAAAGUUGUAGCUUUUUAAUCUAGAGACCAAUAUAGGACAUUCAUUAAAUACCCUGAAGACAUCACACGUUCUUAAUAUGCCAUCACAGAGGGGAUUUGGUUGUAGUUUGUGGAGUUCACAGCUCUGUAAAAUAAAGUCAUUCACAUUA